Messenger RNA from Ilyonectria robusta, 1092 nucleotides. RefSeq lists its product as uncharacterized. The record is from RefSeq and is a predicted model, not a curated record. Bases 242 to 466 code for a protein of 74 amino acids. NCBI's taxonomy places the organism in Eukaryota, Fungi, Ascomycota, Sordariomycetes, Hypocreales, Nectriaceae. The transcript has a single exon.
AGACGGCCAACAGAUAUACCAGCGCCGCGGCAAGCACAACUGGUGGCGGCAAGCUAAUAAUAACCGCAAGGAGCAGGGGGGUGGGAGUGGACGCAGCGAGUCCAGAGUCCACCUGGGCGCUUAAUGGCAGCAAGGUCGCAGCGAAGUUGAUGUGCAGAAGCGGGGAAUGCGGACGGCCAGGCCAGAGUGGAGGGUCGGCAGGGGGUGAUGUGGACGGGGUGGCUGGCUGGCUGGGGCCGGGAUGCGACGCUGGUGCUGGUUUUUCGAGAGGAGGAUUUUUGUUUGUGUUUCUUCGUCAGGUCUGGAUGAGAUAGUUGCUGGUUUGAGCGUGGUGUGGGAGCAAGUGUUUGAAGGGACGGAGGCUCUAGUCGGUUUAUAUGGCGCAGGAGGGAAACUUGUAAGCUGCCUACUCUGUCUAAAACAUGACACACGGAGGCGAAGGGUUUGGUCAAACGAGCUAGAAUAAUCUUAACCAAAUCUCAUCUAAGCCGUCGACGCCAUGACCUGGCGGGGCCCGAUGAGUAUGUACCGACCGACACCUGGUCAAGCAGACUCAUAUUAGAAUAGCGAGUUUACGAGAGGCGGAGACGGGCACCGUGCAGCUUAGAACAGCUUAGAAAGCUCUUCCCGGAGCCCAGGGUUGAUGGUUGUCCACCACCCAUGCAGCCUCACAGCUCACAAGCAAAAACUCGAGAGCCAAGAAGCAGAAGCAGAAGCCUUGAGGCCUUCCGACUUGGCUGCAGGCGACCGGGCCCUGGUCGGAGCGGGAGGCAUGGGCGUCCGAGUGGGAGGGAGGAUGCAGCGCCUCGUGGCCCCGGACGGCCGCGUUGGAUGAGACCCUAGCGCCAUGUAUACGGGGACCCAAGAUCCAUGGCAGAACAACGCCCGCCCGCUUUGGCCGCCCAGGUUGCCUUCUCCCUGGAGCCCCCCAACUCGAUCCACCGCGGCCGAAGAGAGAGACAGAGAGAGAGAGGUUGGGCGAAGAUGCGUGUGACGGGACGAAAUGAAGCUCGGAUCAUGGAUCGUGUUCGGCUGGAGAAGCCGUCCGGAGCCCUGUUGUGGGUCGUGAGCCGUGAGCCGUGAGCCCCGCGG